AUGGCGGCGGCGGUUGCAUCAGGAAUUGCCCCGACGACAGCGAUGGUUGAUCAAGUCCCUAACCAACCAUCCGUCGUCACGGUUGCGUCUCCUAAUUCAACAACUCCAUUCACUCAGGUAGCCGCCGUGGCUGCAGCCGCUGCGGCUGCAGAAGCGUUACAAGCGCACCCUAACUCGUCUCUCUACGUCGGAGAUUUAGACCAGAGUGUCAACGAGGCACAUCUGCUGGAUCUGUUCAACCAAGUUGCUCCUGUUCAGACAGUUAGGGUUUGUCGUGAUCUCACUCGUCGCUCUCUUGGUUACGCUUACGUCAACUUCGCUAAUCCCGAUGAUGCGAUGCGAGCGAUGGAUAGUCUGAACUACACACCGAUCAGAGACAGGCCCAUAAGGAUCAUGCGUUCGAACCGCGACCCGAGCACGAGACUUAGCGGGAAAGGAAACGUUUUCAUCAAGAACCUCGACGUGUCGAUCGAUAACAAGGCCCUGUACGAUACGUUCUCCAUCUUCGGGACUAUACUCUCGUGCAAGGUGGCGAUGGACGUGACGGGGAGGUCGAAAGGUUACGGCUUUGUCCAGUUCGAGAAAGAGGAGACCGCUGAGGCUGCUAUCGACAAGCUUAACGGGAUGCUGCUUAAUGACAAGCAAGUGUUCGUGGGACACUUUGUGAGGCGUCAGGACAGGGCUCGGUCCGAGAGCGGGACGGUGCCACGGUUUACUAACGUGUACGUGAAAAAUCUUCCGAAGGAGAUUGGUGAUGAUGAGCUGAAGAAGACGUUUGGGAAGUACGGUGAUAUCUCGAGCGCGGUUGUGAUGAAGGAUCAGAGCGGGAACUCGAGGUGUUUCGGGUUUGUGAACUUCGAGAGUCCCGAGGCGGCUGCGGUGGCUGUUGAGAAGAUGAAUGGGAUUAGUCUUGGGGAGGAUGUGUUGUACGUUGGGAGGGCGCAGAAGAAGUCUGAGAGGGAAGAGGAGCUGAGGAGGAAGUUUGAGCUUGAGAGGAUAAGUAGGUUUGAGAAACUGCAAGGCUCGAAUUUGUAUUUGAAGAAUCUUGAUGAGAGUGUGAAUGAUGAGAAGCUCAAGGAGAUGUUCUCUGAGCAUGGGAACGUGACCUCAUGCAAGGUUAUGAUGAACGCAGAAGGUGUGAGCAGAGGGUUUGGUUUUGUUGCUUAUUCUAGUCCUGAAGAAGCUUUAAGAGCUAUGAAUGAAAUGAAUGGGAAGAUGAUAGGGAGGAAACCUCUUUACAUUGCUUUGGCUCAACGCAAGGAAGAGAGGAGGAGCCACCUUCAGACUCUAUUUUCCCAUAUGAGACCAAAUGGGACAAUGUCGCCAAUGGCAUCACCAAUGCCUGGUUUCCACCACCACCCACCAGGAGGUGCAAUGGCAGGUCCACACCAUCCAAUGUACGUAGGACAGAACGGUCAAGGUCUGGUGCCGUCUCAGCCUAUGGGGUACGGUUACCAACUUCAGUUCAUGCCUGGUGUGCGUCCAGGCUCUGGUCCAGCCAACUUCAUGAUGCCUUACCCUCUUCAAAGGCAGAACCAGCCUGGUCCACGUGUUGGGUUCAGGCGUGGUGCUACUAACAUGCAGCAGCACUUCCAGCAACAACAACAGAUGAUGCAGCAAAAUGCAAGUCCGGGAAUGAGAUACAUGGGUGGCCCAGGCAACAGGAGGAAUGGAAUGGAAGGAACUGCUCCACAAGGCAUCAUCCCUUUGCCAUUGGAUGCAUCUGCAAUCUCUCACAAUGGUUCUCAAAACCCACAGAAGCCACCACUCCUCCCCAUUUCUAAGCUCAUGUCUGCCUUGGCUCUUGCUAACCCUGCUAAUCACCCACAGAUGCUCGGGGAGCAGCUCUACCCACUUGUGGAGAAGCAGGAGCCAGUUCAUACGGCCAAAGUCACCGGGAUGUUGCUGGAGAUGGACCAAGCCGAGAUCCUGCACCUUCUCGAGUCACCUGAAGCUCUUAAAGCCAAAGUCUCUGAGGCGCUGGAUGUGCUCAGGCUCUCUGCUAAUCCACCAGCCGUCUCUUCCGUUGAUGACCAGUUCGCCCCCUCGUCAACAGAGUGAACUGACUCCUUAACUCUCAAGACAUUAUCUCCUGUCUUUUUAGUAAACAAUCUCUUUUUCGAAAAAACUUUUAGGAAUCGCUUUCUCUAUUUUGCAACUUUAGUUUGUUUUCAAGUUCUACUCUUUUUAUCAUCAUUUCUUUGUUUUGGGUCUUAUCUAAUGAUUUAACUCAUUCAAGUCUCUACUGUUCAUUCUAAUAAUCAGCAAAAUUAAGCUC
Molecule: messenger RNA, 2278 nt
Organism: Raphanus sativus (radish)
Lineage: Eukaryota; Viridiplantae; Streptophyta; Magnoliopsida; Brassicales; Brassicaceae
Product: polyadenylate-binding protein 5
Exons: 7
Coding region: 1-2061 (686 amino acids)
Cellular component (GO): ribonucleoprotein complex
Molecular function (GO): RNA binding
Source: RefSeq, a predicted model, not a curated record